UUUUUCCAUUUAAUAAUCAUUGUACAAUGUUUAUCAUUAAAAUCUUGAUAUUUAUAUUGUUUUUAUCUUCAUUUGAUUCAUUUAUAAUGAUCAAUGCACAACGUAAUCCAACAAUAUCAUUUAUAAGUAAAGAUAAAGUAGUGAAUAUUGGUGAUAAUCUUGAGCUGAAAUGUCAGGCACAAGAUGCUGAAAGUUAUCCGGUUGCAUGGACAAAAUUAAGUCCAUCCGCUGAUCAAGAACAAGUAUUCAUAUCGAAAGGACAAUCAAUCAUUAUACCAAGUAAUCGUCAUCAAAUUCUUUAUGAUGAUCGUGAUUCAACAUAUACAUUAAUAAUUGAAAAAAUUCAAGAAAUUGAUGUUGGUAUUUAUCGUUGUGAAAUAACAACAGCAGUUAAUACAAAAAUAUGGGCCGAUGUACCGGUUAUUGUACGUAUACCACCUGUUAUAGCGGAUAAUUCUACACGUUCGGUUAUAACAGCUGUUGGUGAACGUGUUACAUUAAAAUGUUAUGCAUCCGGAUAUCCAACACCAAUGAUUAGUUGGCGUCGAGAAAAGAAUCGUUUAUUACCAAAUCAGAUGGCUUUUUACAAAGGCAAUAAUCUUACUAUCGAACAUGUUACCAAAGAUGAUCGUGGAACAUAUUAUUGUGUUGCAGAUAAUGGUGUUGGACAAGGUGCACGUAGAAAUAUUGGUGUCGAAGUAGAAUUUCCACCAUUUGUACGAGCAGGAAGAUCAUUAGUUAAACAAGCAUUACAAUAUGAUGCUGAUCUUCAUUGUCAUAUUGAAGCAUUUCCUUCACCAUCCAUUCAAUGGUAUAAAGAUGGUCAAAUAAUUAAUGAUAAUCAACAUUAUCAGAUUAAUACAUUUGUACGUACUGAUGAAUUUAUUGAUACAACUUUACGUGUACGAAGAAUUGAAAAACGUCAAUUUGGUAUCUAUAUUUGUCAAGCAAAUAAUAAAUUAGGUACAAAUCAAACAAUGAUUGAACUUUCUGAAUCGGUUAAUAUUGUUUGUCCACCGGCUUGUGAUGUUGGUUUUUAUCUAAGUGAUGCUACGGCAACCAAACAUUAUUAUCAUUAUGGAUUUUUAUCAAUUUUCAUUAUUAUGGCUAUCAUGAUUUCAAGAUGACCGGUAUAUAUUUGAAGAAAAAACUUUG
Molecule: messenger RNA, 1155 nt
Organism: Dermatophagoides pteronyssinus (European house dust mite)
Lineage: Eukaryota; Metazoa; Arthropoda; Arachnida; Sarcoptiformes; Pyroglyphidae
Product: lachesin pseudogene
Source: RefSeq, a predicted model, not a curated record